AUGUCCGAAAGUGGCUGGAACACAAUCGACUCUGACGCUGGGGUUUUCUCGGAACUAGUUGAAAAACUAGGUGUGAAAGAUGUUGAAAUCAACGAGCUUUACUCAAUUGACUCUGAUUCAUUAUCACAAUUAGAUCCGGUCUACGGUGUCGUAUUUUUAUUCAAAUAUGGAAAAAUUGAUAGAGAAUACGCCAGCAACGGCAACCGCCCGUUGGACGGUGACUACGAUGUCGAUUAUGAGAACAAAGGAAUCUUUUUCGCUAACCAGACGAUUCAGAAUGCCUGUGCUACUCAAGCAGUAUUGAAUAUUUUGCUAAACAAAGACGAUGUCGUUCAGCUUGGCGACGAGUUGAGCAACUUCAAAUCAUUCGUAACUGGUUUUGACAGCGAAAUUAUUGGAGAAACCAUCUCCAAUAGCGAAGUGAUUCGUAAAGUUCAUAACUCGUUUUCGUCUCCAUCACUCAUGGAUGAAGAUAAGCCUGAACCACCUCCAGACUACGAUGGGAGGGAUGAUGGAUUGUUCCACUUCAUAGGAUACAUUCGUUCAGGUGGAUAUAUUUACGAAUUGGAUGGACUUAAAAGCUAUCCGAUCAGACAUGUAGAAUGUUCUUCUCAACAAGAGUUCUAUGAAAAAUUACCAGAAGUAGUAUUCAAGCGAAUCUCCUUGUAUGGAGAUGAAUUACGUUUUUCUUUACUCGCCGUCACCAAUAACAAAUUGGAGCAAGCCACAAGAGACAAUGAUAGCGAAGCCAUCCAUUCUCAGUUGAUGAAGAGAGAAACCUGGACGAACGAGAACGAGUUGAGAAGACACGACUACAUGGGAUUCUUGGUGGCACUUUUGACAAAUAUUAGCAAGGAAAAGAACGAUGAAGAGUGGAAAAAAUUAUUAGAGAAAGCCAAAACAAAGAGUAGUAAGAGAUUGGCACAAAGGAUUGCAGAACAGCUGUAUGGAAAGAAGUAA
Messenger RNA from Scheffersomyces stipitis CBS 6054, 960 nucleotides. It is a transcript of the gene YUH2, whose product is annotated as Yuh2p. The transcript has 2 exons. Gene Ontology annotation, biological process: protein deubiquitination; ubiquitin-dependent protein catabolic process. The record is from RefSeq and is a predicted model, not a curated record. NCBI's taxonomy places the organism in Eukaryota, Fungi, Ascomycota, Pichiomycetes, Serinales, Debaryomycetaceae. Gene Ontology annotation, cellular component: cytoplasm. The coding region runs from base 1 to 960 and encodes 319 amino acids. Gene Ontology annotation, molecular function: cysteine-type deubiquitinase activity.